GCGAUAUGUGUACAGAUUUUGCGACAUGCCGAGAAGUUCUCUCGGGAACUAUGUGUGGUAAGUUGCGUCUCACUGGGCCACGUCGCAAGUUUUCUGCUUUUGCACACCUAUCGAGAGGUCGGGGACACUGGAGCAGAAACAGCUUUGCGUGGUGGAAGCUUGUUCGACUACGAUAAAACCAAGCCCCUGAGUCAGCAACGGAGCGCCUUGCAGAUAGAGGCUGAACGGCAACAGCGUGGAACGAGUUUCAUGAAAAGCAUCAAAGGGAGGGAUCGCGAUAACUACCUAGAGGACGACGAAGAUGAUGGCGAUGGUGGUCAACGUCGAGGCAUGGGGCACCAGAGCGAUGCUCUUGAAGGUGCAGGAUGCUCAACGCGAACCCGAAGACGACUUGACGAGGACCUCGAGAACGAUCUGGCCAUCAACAUCAACCCCGGCCAAGACACUGAGGUGCGAAGGAUUAGAGAACAGCAGGAAAUAGAAGCUGAGUACGACCGAGAGAAGACGCAGAAGAUUAUGACCAAAGUAAACCUUUCUUAUUGACUCACGAUCGGCGUAAUUCAAUCAUUUUCGUGCACCAGCAAGUAGAUCGUGAAGUUCUUACUUGCCGGUCGCUGUCUUUGUCUUUCGUAGUCCUGGGUCUUCUUCUGACAACUGUACUCGAUUCCCUACAACCCUGCACACAUUUCAUUUGCGGCUCAACAGUAAUCGACUUCCUACUUUCACCUUCUGAAUCUUGCUUCCUCGUCUAACUCCUAACUCCUCCAAGACCAGGAUGUGCAUCUGCUGCUCCAGUUGUGUCCGGUGGUGCAGUCUCUGAUGAAACCUGAGACCAGCGCGACUCUGUUUCAACAGAUGAGGGGUGAGAAAGAUGGGAAACUUCGUAAGUGUGUGGACGGAUGUUACGGAAGCUGGAGGGUGUUGGAGGAGGAGAGGCAGAAACUGUUAUGAACUCUCUGAGCGUCCAUGUCCAAAUGAGCUUGCUGAUGGUGCGGAAGCGCAUGAGAAGGUCACCGUCAUAGAUCUUCACAGCAUUUUAUUCACUCUCUCAGAGAAACAGGCUUCACUUCCACCACCUCUAAAGCCUCGCGUCGUCUCUCUUGGAUCUACCGCAUUUGCCAAUACCUGUGCUGCCGGGAACGAGGGCGCGAGGUUUAGCGGCACCGCAGUCUACUCCAUGGAUACGGUGAUGGAUAAUUUGGUAGCGAGUUGUGAGCCAUUGUCUAUGGUUGGAGGACCGUCUGGUGGUGGUGCUUCCAGUGGUCGAGGAAGAAGUGCCUCAGCUGCUGCUUUAGGUAGAAGCGGUAGUAGUGGACCAGGUAGUUUUCAAACUGGAGGCGCAACCGCAAGUAUAUCUUCUCGUGGGGGAGGACCAGGAGGACUAGCAACGAGGCCUGCGGCAAACUCCGCUACUAUGCAAGCCGCGUCGACUGGAGAUCUUCAUGGCGGUGCAAUCAGCACACGUCGAUCUCUUAGGUUCAGUGAAAUUGUUGAUGAUGGUAAGGCAGAAGAACGAGAUCCAGUGGAUGACCAUGAUCAAGAAGUAGAAGACUAUCAAAGGACUACACUUCGAGCAAGUGCGUCUACUCCUGCAUUGAACAACUUGCCAAGAACCAAUAACAGAAGAAAUGUAGCAGGUGCCUCUUCAGCACAGCAGCAAACGCAUCUAGCCAAAGAGCUUGACGAUUUCGACCCUCUAGAGCCAGAAGUGGACUCGCCGCGUAUCAAUCGCCUGAAAAGUCCCCGGCCUCAGCCCGAGAAUCCCGAUGAUCCAGAGGAAGUAAAGCGGGCAGAGAUCGAAGCUGAAGCGCAAGCCUCAGAUCAGCGAACUCAAGAGCGACGUGACGAUCUGACACGAAGGCGGAUGCGUCCUUUGUCUCCGCGCCGAGUCGAAGCGUCUCCGGAAGCGAAAAAAGAAGACGAAAAUGAUGGAUCUAGGAGAGGGGGUGGAAGGAAUCGAGCAGCCUUUGGCGGUGGAGGUGGAGGAUUUCAUCUCACGAAUGGCGCUAGUACCGCUUACAACCGUGGUAACGAACUAAUCGGAGGCUCCUCGUCUUCAUCUUGUUCAAACAUGAUGAAGACAUCAUCGAAAGAUAAUGACCCACCAGGAGUCGCACCAUCACCGUGGGCCAGAGUUAUGUUCUGUAUUCGUGGUGGCGUUUUAGACGAGGCGUUUGUCUUAGUGCUAGAACUCGGACAUGAGGAGAUGUUCUUCCGAUUCUUAGACGAAGUAGACUUUGGAAAGAGGAAAGUAGACAACUAUCGUUCAUCGUCGUACUCUGCGAACAACAUAGCCACAAGUAGAGGAACUAGAAACGAGAACGAUUGUCCAUCCUGCUCAGCUGCAGUGGAAAUAGCAAGAGCGGGCGCAUUAGGUGGAGGUCGUGGGGGAAGUAGAACAACAUCUAAAGAACUACAACAAGGACAACUACCACGUACGGACGUAGCUGGUGAUGGUGUAACUGAUGGCCCUGCUGAGGACGAGAGAAGACUAGACCUCAAGCUUCAGGAAGGCCUGCUCAACCAAAACAUCAGAGCCAAUAAGCGCUAUCCAAAAGGAACACUGGUGCAAAAUAGUUCUGCUAAAAGCUUCAACCGCGACACCUCAGCAGCCGGCGCAUUUGUGGACAUGGACGCAGUACAGAAAUUUGAAAAUAACGCCAUGAACAGCAGUACCACGAGGAUGAUUAUGGUGCGGAGAUUUUGACUUUGUUUUGUUGUGAAAACCCCGGGGGGGAUGGAAGCGAUGGAUGGCAUGAAGAUCAUCAUGCUGAAGAGUGCAUCUUCCUCGUCUGCUUCAGCUUCACGCUCAAGAUACAACCUUCUACUUAUUCCUCUUGCUAGAGUUACAGCCCGCACAUCCACAAUCAUUGUUUCUCUCUUCGUCUGCACUACUACUUUUAUGAUCUUCAUCCCCUCACACAACUCUCGCUCACUCUAUGCUCUGUUCUAACUUCCACAAUCGUCUGCCGUCCUCCAACGCAGUAGCAAGCAAAUAUCCUCUAGCCCGUGCUCAGCGACGUACGAUAGGCGCCAUGCUGACGCAGAUUUUGAAGCGUGAGGUGAGCCGCUUUUCUGCCAGAAUGAGUCGUAGUCGAUCCGCGCCAUCACUUGCGUCGAGAAGUCGUAGAGGACUAGUACACUUGGACAUGGGGUCACUCUUAAGGCUAGUAGUAGCAUUUGACUCUCACUGCCUCGCUGUACACUUGGACCACAUGGGGAGACCAUUAUUUCUUAAUGCUAGAAAUAUUAGCCUAAUGAUUUUCACUGUGGUCAUCCUGAUACAUGAUCAAUCCAUUUGCGCACUAUGAAUGAAGCAUUUAUUGCGCAAAAGACCACUCGUGAUUUCGUCUCUCUCUAGUAAUUCUCGUUUUCCUUCAAACAAUCUAUUAUAGCAACAUUGCUCGUCCUCAUCUUCUAAUCUCCCAACAAAUCGACGACGUCUCGCGGAAAAAGCUAGAGAGUGCGUGUCGCCAUCUGCCGACUUACGUGCGUGACGACGCGAAGACUUUACAUGUGGUGCAGCAGAUUUGUUUGCAGGGAUCUUAUGGCUACUUGAAAAACUGAAAUAAGCGAGUAACUGAUCAGAAUAACCGAGAGGAGAUACAACUGAUGAGAAGGAAAGGUAGCCUUGACGCUAUAAGCUAGCGCCUCCCUUAUUUCAGUCAGUAACUCGAUUAUUUUGAGUCUUCGAAUAGUUCGCUUUAUAAUUAGACUAUCCGAUGUGGACUAGUAUCCUAUGCAGCUGUUGCUGAGUCACUUUAGUAGUGAAAAAUUAGCUCUAAGGAUCUGAACUGCGGGAUGAGCAGCUUCAGCAUCUACUCCGAGACUUAUACGCUGAAGUGACGCCACAUGUUUAGAGGAGCGAUCGGACACGGACUCGCACGCGCACUACACCAGUUGAUUUAGUGUCUUCAGGUUAAGGCAUGAGUAGAGUUACUAUAUCGUUACCUCAAAUAGAGCAUGCUGCUACUAAGAAUCCACGUUGUCCAUCCUGUUCGGGAAAAAACAGCCACCUACUUAGAUUACCAUGCUCAUAUCUUCUAGGAGGUUGUGCUCGUGAAUUUUUAUGAGAGACCUAAAAGAGAGGACUGAGACCGUUAGACUUGAUCAGUAAAAGCAUACUUCGGCAGCAGCAGACUUAGACAAUGCAGCAAUAGAGAAGAUUGAGAUGGAUAUGUUCAUCCAUCACCAACAUUUUGAUACGGACAGUCACAAGAUGAAAUAACAACGAAAAAAAUGAACGUAUUUGCACAGCACACUUUCGCAGCAGCUAGUUCUUGUUCAUGCACAGCUCUGCAUCAUCAUCUACCUGAUUUAAAACUCUCUCAAGAAUACACUCAUAAAAAAAAACUAACCGCGCGAAAAAUGUGGCCUUCAUCAACACGUUAAUGUUGUCAUCGACAUCGAAGUUAAUAAAUUUUACUUUUAGUUGUACAAAACAAAAACGCACACGUCCCUUUCCCUACUUACUUUUCCUUCUACCUGCUGCUGUUGCUCUACGUGCAGUAAGAAUGAUCAUCUCAGAAUCAAAGCCAACACUGGACAACUUUUAAACCACAACUUUAUCUGGCCGCUCCAGUCAUCUAGAAGAUCGACGUCUACAUUAUAAUUACAUAAUAAUAGCGGCCAGCAAGCACAAGGCAUCGCCACAGCCACGCUUUUAUUUUUUUGAUUAUCUUCGUUCGCUCAGCAUCUGCUGCUGUUCUUGUUCUCUGCGUUUUCUCAUUUUUGUCUUCUAAAAAGCCUAUUGAAGUUUGCCAAACUUACGCCAAACUCCUAGAAAUAAAUGUAGAUCGACACGACACGACUGACAUGAGUGUGUCUACUUUAUUCAGAAAGUAUAGCCGUUCUAAGGUG
This is a messenger RNA of Amoebophrya sp. A25, 4860 nucleotides long. The record is from the annotation of a GenBank genome assembly. NCBI's taxonomy places the organism in Eukaryota, Dinophyceae, Syndiniales, Amoebophryaceae.